This is a messenger RNA of Chanos chanos (milkfish), 1308 nucleotides long. It is a transcript of the gene tbx19, whose product is annotated as T-box transcription factor 19. Gene Ontology annotation, cellular component: nucleus; chromatin. Bases 1 to 1308 code for a protein of 435 amino acids. The record is from RefSeq and is a predicted model, not a curated record. The transcript is spliced from 8 exons. NCBI's taxonomy places the organism in Eukaryota, Metazoa, Chordata, Actinopteri, Gonorynchiformes, Chanidae. Gene Ontology annotation, molecular function: RNA polymerase II cis-regulatory region sequence-specific DNA binding; DNA-binding transcription factor activity, RNA polymerase II-specific. Gene Ontology annotation, biological process: positive regulation of DNA-templated transcription; mesoderm formation; regulation of transcription by RNA polymerase II.
AUGAAGGUUGAAGGUGAAAUGGGAGACAGUAGCGGCGGACUGGUGGCGAGGGGUCGGAGUAGCAGUGAAUGCUGCAUAACUCGGCUAUUGAGUGUAGUGGAGAGUGAACUACAGGCGGGCCGUGAGAAGGGAGAUCCUACAGAGAAGCAACUGAAGGUCACCCUGGAGGAUGCAGAUCUUUGGAAGAAAUUCAGAGAAGUUACCAACGAGAUGAUUGUUACCAAGAACGGAAGGAGGAUGUUCCCAGUCCUGAAGGUCAGUGUGUCUGGUCUAGAUCCAAAUGCCAUGUAUUCUUUCUUACUGGACUUCAGCCCAGCCGACGGCCACAGGUGGAAGUAUGUGAACGGAGAGUGGGUUCCGGCGGGAAAGCCAGAACCGCACAGUCACAGCUGCGUCUACAUCCACCCCGACUCCCCGAACUUCGGCGCCCACUGGAUGAAAGCACCUGUGUCCUUCAGCAAAGUCAAGCUCACCAACAAGUUCAACGGAGGAGGACAGAUUAUGCUGAACUCCCUUCAUAAAUACGAGCCCCAGAUCCACAUAGUGCGCGUGGGCGGGAAUCACAGAAUGGUCACUAACAUCUCUUUCACGGACACCCAGUUCAUCGCUGUCACAGCCUACCAGAACGAAGAGAUUACAGCGCUGAAAAUAAAAUAUAACCCCUUUGCAAAAGCAUUCCUGGACGCCAAGGAGAGAAGCCAUCCUAAAAGCCUUCCAGAAUCUCCAUCAGAAAACCAGCACGUAGGCAUACCACACUGUGGUUGGUUCAUUUCCAACACAGAUUCCCUGUGCUCUUCUGGUGGCAGUAAUUUCCCAUACCCUGGAGGACUGCCCCUCACUCCUCAUCCAGGGUACAAGCACUACCCUAGCCUCCAUGGGCACCGCCAUGCCCCUUACCCACCCCCUUACCUCCAUCAUCACCGCAACCACAACUCAGUUUCUCUCACUGAUAGUUUGAGUCCAGGUGCUCUGCAGAUGUUUUCUGGUCAUGAGAGUUGGGCAGGGAUGUCUCCCCAAACUCAUCCCAGUAUGCUUUCAGUGCCACCCACCCCUGCAUCCCCUGGAACCAGCAGUCAGUACCCUUGUUUGUGGACAGUGAGCAGUUGUAAUGUAACCUCCAGUCCACCAGGAGGCAUUGUCUGCUCCACCCAAUCCCAACAGGAUAGUCGAGUUGAAGAAAGCUCCACCUCGCCAUGUUCACUACUGCAGACCCAUGGCCCAACCAGCACAGAGAGUGGAGUGGACCCACCCAAUCCUAACAGGGUGGACGGGGCCAGCUGGUCUGCGGUGUCAACCCACUCCUUUUGA